AUGCCUCCUCACAACCUUGCUCGAGCCGCCGCGGGGACCUCGACCCCUGGUCCAUCCUCGGCUACAGGCGAAGAAUCUGCAUCUCAUCACUCGGACGUUGUGGAUGUGGAUGACGAUGCCGAUUCCGCUUUUGAGGAUGGCGACAAUAUAUCAUACUCGUCUUUGCGAGAUGACUAUUGGGGGCCCUCCGAUGAACAACAAUUUGAAACACUCAACGCUGGUCAUGUCCUCUAUCUUGUAUUGGACAGCAAUCAACCAAACCCUCUCUUUCGAUCACCCAUCGAGGAGCCGCUGGGACAGGACCUGGCACUUGGGCCAUCCGACCAAUUUCCUGCUGCAUCCGUAUAUGGUGUUGACCUCUCUCCGCCGCCAUCCAACUGGGUCCCUCCCAACUGCUUUCUCCAGGUGGACGACGUCCUAGAAGAAUGGACGUGGAGGCAAGAUUUUGACCUGAUUCAUAUGCGUCUUAUGCUAGGUGCCUUCACAGACACUGAAUGGACGGCUGUGUACAAAAAGUGCUUCGACAAUCUACGGUCCGGAGGAUACAUCGAACAAGUCGAGUUGGACGUGCGGGUCAUGUCUGAUGAUGGCUCACUCGCCCCUGACUCGCUGUUAGCCGGAUGGGGACAGACGUUCCUCGACUGCGCGCGACGGGCAGGUCGUCCCUUGGACACGCAGUUGACGAUGAAGGCCAAGAUCGAAGCAGCCGGGUUUGUCGACGUCCAAGAACACCUGUACAAAUGUCCCAUCGGCGCAUGGCCCAAGGACCCGCUCCUCAAGGACGCUGGCCGGAUUAACCUGACACACUGGAGUUCUGGUCUGGAUGGAUGGGCCAUGAUGUUAUUGACGAGAUGGGGGGCGCCGGAACCCUGGACGGCGGAUGAAGCCAGAGUCUAUGUUGCCAGAGUGAGGGAGGAACUGAAGAAGCGCCGACUGCACAUCUGGCAUUACACAACCAACUACACAGUUCCACAGUCUCACAGUCUCUCCGAAGCAAAUCUACUUUAUCCAGCAAAUAUGUUUCCACUCAUCCUCAUGGCCACCAUGGUGGGAGCUAUCGGCCUGACGGUCUUCGGCGGGAUGCCAAAAUUCACCCACCUGAUCGGUUGA
Fonsecaea monophora is the source of this 1110-nucleotide messenger RNA. RefSeq lists its product as hypothetical. The record is from RefSeq and is a predicted model, not a curated record. NCBI's taxonomy places the organism in Eukaryota, Fungi, Ascomycota, Eurotiomycetes, Chaetothyriales, Herpotrichiellaceae. Bases 1 to 1110 code for a protein of 369 amino acids. The transcript is spliced from 10 exons.